AAAUCUAACAAGAUCCAUUUUGUUUACUUUUUAUUGUUUAGAAUUUUUAUUCAUAUUUUAUAUUAUAAGUCCUUUAUAGUCAUUUUACACAAUCUUUCAUAUUAAAAAGCACUUCUAAUAGUUUUAGAGCCAAACACUCAACUGCUUUUUUUGAAAAGUACUUAUCUAAAAGCUCCAGCCAGAAGCUGUUUCUGCAAAAGCUACCGCAGAGUCAAACUAAGCUAUAACCUAAUUUAUAAUUUGAGCUCGAGACAAUUACAUGCAAACGUUUUUUUGUUUUAAAAAUUAUCCAGCAACCUCAGCUCCACGUGUCACUUUGUCACAGUGAGUCGUAUUAAAUCUGGGGACUUCCUGCAUUCAAUUUGAUGCCAACGGGGCUUCGCCCCCAACAGUCUUAUAUCUUCGGAAACACCAACGGAUCUCGCUUGGAUUCGAAUCUGGGAUCUGCAUCUCCCAAACUUUCACUGUCACGACAACUUACUGUUAACCUAUGCCUAUCUUACCUUUGGUUACAUGCAAACGUUUUAGGAAAUGAAUCAGUUCGAACUCGACUCAAAAAACAAAUUUGUCUACUUCAAUCUCAUAUUGUUAUUGAAAGAAUUGAAUUCGUUUCGACUCGGCUCACUAGUAAACAAACCAAGCUCAACUCAUAUAUUGACGAGCGGCAAUAAAUAAAAUCGUCAAACUAAAAUCGGAUAAUUUACGACUCUACCUAUUACUAAUUCUCUAAGUUCUCUGCUUUACAAUCUUAAAUUAUCAGCCAACACAAGUCCUGACUACGUACGACCAGGUGACUCUAGUAUAACUCUUUUGUCUCGAUAAUACGAAUUAUCUUUCGAAAAAGAAAAAAAAAGCCAGAACAAGUCCUAUCCAUUCGCGAGCCACAUGUUCUUGUUUUGGCAUUACCCUCUACCCAACGACAAUACACAACUGGACACACACCACCAGCCGUUAUCAUUUAUUAAAUGAUAAAAUAUAAUAUUUAAUCAUUUGCAAAACCGAUUGGACCGUUCCUGUAAAUUAGAACAUAUAUGCAAUAUAUUAAUUUGAGACCAAAUUAUCAUUAACAAUAAGUAAUUUAAACCCAUAAUGAAAAGUUCUAACAAAUCAUUCGAAUUUUCAAAGAACAUCUUACAAAAAUAUUAUCAAAUACAAAUAAGUAAUAAGAGUGACAAUGGGUACAUGGAUGACAAAAGUAACAAAUAACCAUACCUGUGUAUAUUUGCUCCAACUGAACUAAUAUAGUAGAGUAAACCCGAGCCGAAGAUUUUUUUUUAAUCAAUAUGAGUAAAAUCCGAACACAAUAUUGUAGGUAAUAAGUGAGUGUGAGUUUCUCACUAUCAAACUUGAAUCUACCCAAUUGUACACUUGUAUAUGAAUUUGAAUAAUCAUAAUAUUUCUCGUGGAUGCGGAGAUGAAAUUGAAUAAUCACUCCCUAUAUGAGUAUGGAUGGGUAUGAUUUUAAAUGUUUGGAGUGGAGAAUAAUUUAGGGAAAACCGGCCCCAAAUCCGUAUCAUUGUAAUCCCGGUCCAACCGACUGCUCCGGUCCGGUUCAGGGUAAAUAUUAACCAGUAAACACAGAGAAUCAAAAUCGAAUUCCCCAAUCGAGAAAAAAAAAAGAAUAAUGAAAUCGAAAAGAUAAAGUAACGGAAAUAACUGAAAGAGUGCGCAGGAUAGAGGGAGGGAAGGAGAGAGAUGGUGGAGAAAGAAGCGGGAGAGGAUGACGGUGGCGCCACCACUGCCGCCGCCGCCGCCGCUUCUUCUUCCAUGAGCUUCGACCUUCCGGAGGAAGUACUGCAAGUUCUGCCGUCGGAUCCAUUCGAGCAGCUUGACGUGGCCCGCAAAAUCACCUCCAUCGCCCUCGCCACACGCGUCUCCUCCCUCGAGGCAGAAUCCUCCUCCCUCCGCGCCCAGCUCGCCGACCGCGACAACCUCAUCGCCGACCUCGAGUCUCAAAUUGAAUCCCUCGACGCCUCCCUCUCCGCCGCCUCCGACAAACUCUCCCUCGCCGACCAAGAGAAGGAUAAAUUGUUGAGGGAGAAUGCUUCGCUGUCCAGUAAUGUCAGGAAGCUCCAGCGCGAUGUCGCCAAGUUGGAGGUUUUCAGGAAGACGCUAAUGCAGUCUCUUCAAGAGGAUGAAGACAGCUCUGUGAAAAGCACUGGUGGCGGAGGAGGCGCUGCUGUAGGAGCUCAUCAUAUCAUCGCUAAGCCAACACCUAGUGAGGAUGAUACAAUGUUGCCGCCUUACAGAUCAUCUUCAACGGCGAGCCAGUUCUCAGAAGUGGGGAGCUCUUAUGCCGAGGAUCGCAGCUCAGAUGCAUCAAGGCCUAGUGUUUCGAUGUCGAUGCUGCUAGCAUCUCAGACAAGCACACCGAAGCUGACACCGCCUGGCUCUCCUCCGAGCUUUUCAGCUAGUGUAUCUCCCACAAGAUCCUCUAAAUCUGCUUCACCAAGGCGAAGUACCAUGUCAUUUUCUACCUCGAGAGGGAUGCCUGAAGACAGGUUCUCUUCUCUCCCACCAAGCCAGUACAGUUCCGUAUCGAGCUCAGACACUGCAUCACAGACUGGAAGAGCUCGAGUCGACGGGAAAGAAUUCUUCCGCCAAGUUAGGAGUCGUUUGUCAUACGAGCAGUUCGGUGCAUUUCUGGCUAAUGUCAAGGAAUUGAACUCCCAUAAGCAAAGCAAAGAUGAAACAUUGAGGAAGGCAGAGGAGAUUUUUGGGUCGGAGAACAAGGACCUUUACGCCAUAUUCGAAGGACUGAUCUCUCGAAGCAGCGUUCAUUGAAACACUCCCAUUACCAGGUUCCUGUAUCCAGAUGUUGUGUUCUUGCCCCCGUCCCACAUUUUUUCUUCUCGGGUGUAAAUUCUUCGUCAUGUACACAACUCUCCUCUCCUCUUCUCUGUCUUUCUCUCCACUUCCAUCGAUUAUGCGCAUGUUGUAUUACUUCACUGACUGCUAAAUUUUAAGCCUGAGAAAAGGAUCUCUCUGAUAUUGGACGAAGGGAUACUUAAUAAUAAGUUAUUUUAUAAGGGGAAUUCCCUUUUCGCUGCAGUUUGCUUCGAGGUUUGGAAUACAGAAGGAUUCGAGGCUGUAAGUAUGAUAAUGAAUGAGGGUUAGUGCUUUGAUUAUUCAAUAAUAGACAAUUAGCAAACGGUAACAAGAUUGUGAUCAAGUCUAAGUCAGGCUGUCUGCACUUUCUUUGUGUUCCCAGUUGAGAUCUCUACUGCGUAUUGCUUCGGUUUGCUGAAGUUCCUCCUUCAAAACAGCUUUCUCACUUUUGACAGACUGAGGCUAAGGCUUUAUGGGAAUCUAUUAUCGGUUUCAUAACUUUCAUCAAUCUACGUUCACAUUUCUUCAAAGACAACCGAUUCUCACUUAUGCAUUGAUCUAAAUAUUACUGGUUAUUGGACUUUAUUUUAAUUCACAUGAUUUUAUUGUAAUUAGAGGCUUAUUGUGCACUUUUUAUUAUUAAUGUUGGUGAGUUGAUAUGCUGAUUCAGAUAUUUGGAUGAAAAAUUUGACAACCGGAUUAAGGGGUCGUUUGGAAGUUGCGAUUGGAAGUUGCGAUGUUAAUGUAUUGUUGCGAAUGCAUGUAUAAUAUUAUACAUGUAUUGUCGAAUUUGAUGCAUUGUAAAAUACAACGUUUGGUAUGUGUGAUUGUAUAUGUAUGUCACAUUAGUUAAAAGCUGAGACAAAACAAUUUCAACUCAACUAUCUCAACAAUCGAAAUUAAAACUUUAGAUAUAACAAUUACUCAUUUUGAGUGACUGUUUCUGUCACAUCAUAAAAACAAUCCACGUAUUUUUUUCUGUUUAAAAAAAUGAUGCAUUUCUUAACAAUACAUGUAUAAUAACAAUCUCACUAAAACAAUCGCGCAACUUCCUAACGACCCCUUAGUGAAUAUUAUGUAGUAGAUAAUCAAAGUUUAGUGAUCGAUUUGUCGACGAAUCCAAUUAUUUAGUGACUGUUUUGUGCAAUUGUUCGAUACUUAAUCCAUCCAUAGGGGUGUGCAAAUGUUUCGGUCUGGGACCGAGUAUAAUGCGGUCUGGUCCUUGGUCCACAUGAAUUUUACAAUCACCGAAGAAAUGAUGUACCAAACUGAUAUUUAGACUGGACUGAACCGAACCAAAUGAAUUUGAAUGCAAUGAUGGUCCGAUCCUUGGUCCUAAAAUGUCUUUCACUAAUUUCACAUGAGUUUGAUCCGCUCCGGUCCAUUUCUCUUCUAUGAAUUAGGCAGAAAUCAUUUCCAGCUAAUCAGACGGGCCCAAUAAGUUUUUUCUUGCGGG
This is a messenger RNA of Linum trigynum, 4285 nucleotides long. NCBI's taxonomy places the organism in Eukaryota, Viridiplantae, Streptophyta, Magnoliopsida, Malpighiales, Linaceae. The record is from the annotation of a GenBank genome assembly.